Messenger RNA from Mya arenaria, 3222 nucleotides. RefSeq names its product carbohydrate sulfotransferase 15-like. Gene Ontology annotation, molecular function: N-acetylgalactosamine 4-sulfate 6-O-sulfotransferase activity. The record is from RefSeq and is a predicted model, not a curated record. The transcript is spliced from 7 exons. Lineage: Eukaryota; Metazoa; Mollusca; Bivalvia; Myida; Myidae. Gene Ontology annotation, biological process: hexose biosynthetic process. Bases 293 to 1369 code for a protein of 358 amino acids.
CAUAUUUGAAAUAAGAUUGCUUAUAAAUUUUUUUUAUAUAUGCUGUCAGUAACAAGCCCAAUUCCUAAUUUAUGUUGGGAUUUAUGUAUUCCAGGGUGGAUGUGUAGUUUAAGGUGUCGGCAAUUUUUUAACACGAAAUAAAUGUUUUAUUAACAAUCGUAUUGAGUAACAAUAUCUAAUUGGUUAAUAUUUGUUUUGUUUUUAACCGGAAAACCAUUACUUGGUUAUCGUUGAUAAAAGAUAAAACUAAGGACAAUACUAACGAAAACUGAACUAUCAACAUACAUGCAAGAUGGAUAAAGCAGCGCAAAUGUUUGGUAAAAUUGCUUGUUUCUUGUUUCUUGUAGCAAUAUUUAUAAUAGGAAAAUACACUGGUGAAAAUAAGACCAAAUAUUCUAGUAAUUUGAACGGUGCCGCGGAUUCAGUCAAUAUCUCGGACUAUAUGCCUGCUGUCGAAGAAAAGGAAACGUUAGGAAACUAUACCCUAACAACGUCUACAACAGUAGUAAAUCUCCGGAACCUGGGUCCAUUUGAUUUUCUGCCAAACCACAAAAAUCCGUGCUGGAGGAGGAUUGAAUCGAUCAAAACCCUCAAAAGAUGUAUCCCGUACUUUUAUUUGAUUGGUUGUGAAAAGUGUGGGUCUUCUGAUCUGUGGUAUCGUUUGGUACAACAUCCCGAAAUAGCAGCAACUGACAAGGAAAACUUUCACUGGAUCAGUAAAACUAGAUUUCAUGGUUUACCUUUUGAGUUUUAUUUGGAUUGGUUCCAGGCGGCCGUCGAGGGUAAUAUAUCAAAAACAGAUUCCAAGGGAUAUCAUCCGAUGAUAAUAGGUGACGGGAAUCCAUCGAUGAAUACAUACAACGAGUAUUGGAUGCUGGAUCCAGCGAACCAUGAUACGUUUUUGGAACCCCAUUUCACCAAUGCUGACAACAUAUAUUUCCUUAACCCAAAGGCAAAAAUAAUAGCGAUUCUACGCGAGCCUGUGGAAAGGCUUUUCUCCGAAUAUAACUACUUUGCUCGAAACCAGACUUCGGCCAAAUUUCAUGGAGUUGUAUCGAAAAUGAAAGAUUUAUUCGAAGAGUGUAGGCGUACACAUACAGAUAGAUAUUGUGUGAAUACGAAAAAGCCGGAACAAUCUAGUAUAGGGCAAAUUUGGAAAGGGCUCUACUACGUUCAUCUUGGAGAGUUUUACCGAGUUUUCCCUAAGGAACAAAUUCUUGUCCUAAAGCUGGAUGACUGCAAGAUCAAUUAUGACGAGUGUUUGCACAGGACGUUUAAGUUUCUGGAAAUUUCUCCCGUGACAGAGGAAUUUUAUAAAGCCCUGAACACUAACUAUACAGUAAAAAAAUACGAGACAAUAUCCGGCUAGGAUGUGGAAUUCCACCAAAAGAAUGUUAGAAGAAUUUUAUAAGCCUUAUAAUGACGAGCUUGUUAAGAUGCUUGGACCUCAUUUCAACUUUUCUACAAAGUAUUCUCCAUAAUGUUUUGCAUACCGUACUGCAAGAAAAGGAGUAAGAACAAGUAUUUAGUGUUUGAAAUAACUCUUCGUUCACCUUUAAUAGGGUCAGACAUCAAGAGUAAUACUUUUUCGUUUAAAGUAUAAACAGAAGGCUUAGUUUAAUGAUAAAAUGUCAUCAAAUUAGAACUCUGUAGUAAAUAUAAAAAAUGACAUAAAAAUGCUCUUUUUUGCUUAAAAGGGUUAGUAACGCUGUUAAAAUUUGAAUUGUUUAGACUUGGAUUUAGAAACUGUGUUCAAAUUCUGCCAGUUGCUGUUUGGUGUGCGUUCAUAAAAAUCAGUUAAAUAUUCCAAUUUAAACAAAAAAUGUCACCAAUUUACAAUCUGUGAACGAGUCCCUUGAAACUGUUGCUAAGGUGCAUGCGGUGGAUUUGUUGUUAUAAUUUUCAUAUUAAAAGUUUGCUUGCACAUCUACAAGUCAUACACCAUCCACACUUAGUUAUAACCCUUGCACUUGUUGGUGUAUAUCCCGUUUUCUGGUCCACAUUAAGUGAUAAUCACUUUCUGCAAAAUAUAUCACUGGACGUUCAUUUUGCCAUUAGUCAAUGACUGUAUACUUUAGUAGUGUAUGUUUUAACUUCGCGUACUUUUGAAUAUUUACACCCCAACUUCCAUGCCUUACAUGAACUGCCUUUUGGCUUUUGCGAUUAUUAUCCGCUGAACGCAAAAUCUUCGGAUAUGUUCGGAUCGUCAGUCAUCGCAUAACAAUAUACAUGUAAAUUGAAAAUUGUUAGUCUGGUCAUUAUGUGUAUGGUUUUGCAGGGCCGGAAAAACUUAAUUCAAAUUGUAAGAAAGUGUAAAUUUAUGAUAUGUUGAUGCAUUUUUGUGAUUAGUGUUUCAAUUUUACGUUUAAUGAUGAUUUGAGGUGAUUGUUUUUUCCCCCAUUAUUGUGACGUCAUUUGAUAAACUGUUUCCGGUUAAGGUCGGGUCGUUAUAUUUACAGAAAGGGUGACAAAGAAAAACUGAAAGGUUUUCUUAAAAGAAAUGACGUAUUUUCAAUCAAUUUUUGAAUGAAAUAAUUAACGAUUGGUGUAAAUAUAAGUAAUAAAUUGCGUGAUUGAUGUCAUUAUCAGGGAUAUAAAAGCUUAUUCCACACCUUUUAAGUUUUAACUAACCCAACUGCGUGCAUACACCGAUAAUGACAUCAACACCCCAAUCCAUUUGUUAUUUAACAUGACGUAUGGUUAACGUUAUGUCUGAGCUUCAGAAAUUCCAUGUUCAAAAUUAUUCUGAAAUACAAUCACUGUACUAUCUAAGUAACGUUGUUUUCAUUUUCUGUAAGUUUGACUUAUUUGUAUCUAUUAUCUAACAAAAAAAUAAAAUAAAAAGAAUCAAACCAGGUCAUUAUUCCACGCACUAGUCCUUAGUACACACCAGCAUAUACCAUCCCUGCCAUUGAUAGCUGGGGCAUAGUCAUCAGUGCACACCAGUAUAGACCGCCCCUGUCAUUGAUAGCUGGGGCCUAGUCCUCAGUACACACCAGCAUAUAUCGCCCCUGUCAUUGACAGCCGGUGCAUAGUCCUCAGUACACACCAGCAUAUACGCCCCCUUAAUUGACAGCCGGUGCAUAGUCCUCAGUACACACCAGCAUAUACGCCCCCUUAAUUGACAGCCGGUGCAUAGUCCUCAGUACACACCAGCAUAUAUCGCCCCUGUCAUUGACAGCCGGUGCAUAGUCCUCAGUACACACCAGCAUAUACGCCCCC